This is a messenger RNA of Verticillium alfalfae VaMs.102, 1113 nucleotides long. RefSeq names its product endopolygalacturonase. The record is from RefSeq and is a predicted model, not a curated record. Gene Ontology annotation, molecular function: polygalacturonase activity. Bases 1 to 1113 code for a protein of 370 amino acids. Lineage: Eukaryota; Fungi; Ascomycota; Sordariomycetes; Glomerellales; Plectosphaerellaceae. Gene Ontology annotation, biological process: pectin catabolic process. Gene Ontology annotation, cellular component: extracellular region. The transcript has a single exon.
AUGCUUACCAACCUCAUCCUCGCUCUCGGAGCUCUGGCUUCCACCGCCGCUGCCAAUCCUCUUCCCGCCAAGUUUGAGGUCAUUGAGUCCCGUGCCACCGCUUGCACCUUCACCAACACCGCUGAUCUUGCCAAGAGCAAGAAGACUUGUGACUCGAUUACUCUCAACAACAUUGCUGUCCCGGCUGGCACCACCCUCGACCUUUCCAGCCUCAAGAGCGGCGCCCACGUCGUCUUCCAGGGCAAGACUACCUUCGGUUACAAGGAGUGGGAAGGACCUCUUAUCCAGAUCUCUGGCGAGAAGAUCACCGUCGAGGGCGCUUCCGGCCAUAUCAUUGACGCCGAUGGCGCCCGCUGGUGGGAUGGCCAGGGUGGCAAUGGCGGCAAGACCAAGCCUAAGCUGCUUGCCGUCAAGGGCCUUAACAACUCGAUUGUGAAGGGCCUCAACUUCAAGGAUCAGCCUGUGCAUGGAAUCAGUGUCAACACGGUGAACAACCUCCAGCUCAUUGACGUGACCCUCGACGCCUCGGCCGGCGACUCUAAGGGUGGCCACAACACGGACGGCUUCGAUGUCGGUAACGCCCAGAACAUUCUCAUCUCCGGCGCCAUUGUGAAGAACCAAGACGACUGCCUUGCUAUCAACUCUGGCACCAACAUCACAUUCACUGGAGGCAACUGCAGCGGCGGCCAUGGCCUCUCUAUUGGCUCUGUUGGAAACCGCUCUAACAAUGUCGUCAAGACGAUCCGCAUCAACAACAGCAAGAUUUCCAACUCUGACAACGGUGUCCGUAUCAAGACCAUCUCCGGUGCCACCGGUUCCGUCUCGGACGUCAUCUACGACACCAUCACCCUGUCCAACAUUGCCAAGAACGGCAUCGUCAUCGAGCAGGACUACGAGAAUGGCUCCCCUACCGGUACCCCUACGGCUGGUGUCCCCAUCACCGACCUCACCAUCAACAAGGUCGUUGGCACCGUUGCCUCCAAGGGCACUAACGUCUACAUUCUCUGCGCCAAGGGUGCUUGCUCCAACUGGAAGUGGAGUGGCGUCAACGUUACUGGCGGUGGCAAGCCCAAGAGCUGCCAGAACGUCCCCAGCCCUGCCAAGUGCUCUUAA